GGACCACUCACAGCAUAGUGAAGAGAAAAAAAAUAUAUUAUAUACAUUUGUUUCUAAAAUUUCUAAAAGAGACUCAAUAUCAUUAAUUCGCCCUUUCUCCUUCUCCUCUUCCUCCUCCUCACCUACUUCAUACCCAUACAUAUACACACAUAUCUGGUACACAUUGUUACUGAGCAUCUCAACUGGAAUUUUGGACUGGUCUCUUUUAUUCUUCCCCUCCUGCCAUCUACUUCCAUUCCCACUUCCACUUUCACUUCCACUUCCACUUCCAAACGUUGACACCAACCAUGAAAUCCGCAUCAAACAUAGAUUCUUCCACUCCCAUACAGCCGAGUGGCAACAGUAUCACUACUGUACCAGUAUUCGAGUCAGCAGAGAUCGAAGAGUCAUCCGUUUCCAUCCCACCCCAUCCUCUAGGUGUAAAGCCUUCAGGAAACCAAUAUACAGCCACCAGCAAUGCUCGUUACGCGAUUGGAUCUUUUCAGAUCUUGCCGGAUGAAGUGGUGGCCAUAUUACUAGAAUCUUUGGAUCCGGAAUUGUUAGCCUUGUUGGGCUCAACUUGCAAAUUCUUAUAUGCAUUCACUCGGUCCGAGGAACUUUGGAAACCGUUAUUUAUUGAGUCCCCAAUAUCCAAAGCAGGUACCUUUGAAUGGCGAGGUUCAUGGCGUGCAACAUUCCUCAACAUAGAAGAAAGUCAACUCUCGAAAAUCCAAUGUAACAAUGUCUUCUCCGACGUCUUAUACCGACCAUUCCUCUGCACCCACACCCCCCUAACCCCCUACACAACCAACAUCCCUCUCAAGAACCAAAUUCCCCGCCUCGAAAACCUCACUCCAGAAGAAUUCACCUCGACCUGGAGCGAUAAACCCUUCAUCCUCACUGCCCCAGUGAGAGAAUGGCCUGCCUAUCAUUCCUGGGACACCGAAGCUCUCCUCCGCCAAUACAGCGAUGUCAAAUUCCGCGCCGAAGCCGUCGACUGGUCUCUUAAAACCUACAUCCAAUACAUGAACCACAGCGCCGACGAAUCUCCCCUCUACCUCUUCGACCGCGACUUCCGCUCCAAAAUGAACCUCUCCACCCCCAACGCCAGCUCAAACCCGCCCUACCAAAUCCCCUCCUGCUUCGGCGAAGAUCUCUUCCAGGUCCUCGGCCCCAACCGUCCCGACGACAAGUGGCUCAUCGUCGGCCCCGCCCGCUCAGGGUCAACCUACCACAAAGAUCCCAACGCUACCUCCGCCUGGAAUGCCGUUCUCCGCGGCUCUAAAUACUGGAUCAUGUUUCCCUCCACCUCCUCCUCGCCUCCUCCACCAGGCGUAUACGUCAGCUCCGAUCAGUCCGAAGUCACUUCCCCCCUUUCCAUCGCCGAAUGGCUCUUAGGCUUCCACUCCGAGGCGCGUCGCACCCCCGGAUGUAUAGAAGGCGUGUGUGCUGCUGGGGAAGUCCUGCAUGUCCCUAGUGGAUGGUGGCAUCUGGUAGUGAAUCUGGAUGCAAGUAUAGCAAUAACUCAGAAUUUUGUGCCGCGCGCGCAUUUGGUGGGCGUGUUAGCCUUUUUGAAGGACAAAGCGGAUCAGGUUUCGGGGUUUAAGAAAGAAGUGACGGAUCCGUACACGAUGUUUGUGGAGGGCAUGAAGAGGGAGUACCCCGAGCUGUUGGACGAGGCUAUGGGGGAGCUGGAGAGGAGAGCGGAAGGAAGGAAAAGGAAAUGGGACGAGGCUGUUGCGACUGAGAACGGGGAUGGGGAGGCUGCGGGAUUUAGUUUUGGAUUCGGUGGGGACAGUGAUGAGGAGGUGCCUUGAAUUCGGUAAUUUGCUAAGCUGAUUCAACUCUAUCUUGAAUACAGGAAUGUAGGCAAUUAUGAAGAGUGUAAAAUUCGCUAACGUCUUCCCUCCUUGAUAGAACCCUGAAAUCUAGUGUAUCCA
Molecule: messenger RNA, 1919 nt
Organism: Botrytis cinerea B05.10
Lineage: Eukaryota; Fungi; Ascomycota; Leotiomycetes; Helotiales; Sclerotiniaceae
Exons: 2
Coding region: 288-1796 (502 amino acids)
Cellular component (GO): nucleus
Molecular function (GO): protein binding; cis-regulatory region sequence-specific DNA binding
Source: RefSeq, a predicted model, not a curated record